Vollenhovia emeryi is the source of this 2700-nucleotide messenger RNA. Its product is annotated as glutamate receptor ionotropic, kainate 5-like. Gene Ontology annotation, molecular function: glutamate-gated receptor activity. Gene Ontology annotation, cellular component: membrane. The coding region runs from base 58 to 2022 and encodes 654 amino acids. The record is from RefSeq and is a predicted model, not a curated record. NCBI's taxonomy places the organism in Eukaryota, Metazoa, Arthropoda, Insecta, Hymenoptera, Formicidae. The transcript has 11 exons.
UCGACAAUCCCGAAGGGAUCUAUUUGCAAUCGCUCAGCGAAUACAAAGGCGAUUAGAAUGCUCUUCGUCAUUUUGUGCAUCUUUGCAAUAUCGCUCAACACCGCAUACUCUCGUCGGAUGGACGAUGUGAUCUUACAAUUUCUCGUUGAUGCAACGCCCGUUUUAUUAUCGCCAUUGAGGAUAUCUUUACAUACGUGCAUCGGUUAUGAAGAUACGAUUAGAUUGUCGAGAGAAAUGUCGAACCACCGUUUGAUCCAUGGCAUCCAUAAUUUCGUUAAGGAUAUCAAAGAGCGCAUUCACGAUAAUUUGGAACAUCAGAAUCUCUACAUGCUGGACCUGGACUGCGAUUACGCUAUAGAACUUUUACGACAGGCGCAUUCGAAUAGAAUGUUUAUCGCUCCAACGAAGUGGCUACUUCUUCAGGAUCGAAGAACGAUGAUUGAUAAUUCCAACAUAACUUCUACAUAUAACAACUCGAUACUGGAUAUCUUUGAAGAGCUAGCUGUCUAUCCUGACAGUGAUGUGAUUCUCGCUCGCAGGCUCAACGGGGACUUUUUUCAAAUAAAGUCGGUGUAUCGACCGAGUCCACAACGAGCAGUGAUAUGGGAAAAUCGCGGGAAUUGGACAGUCAAGGACGGUUUGCGAAUGAGUACUUUCGAUGCGUCUUCAGCGCGGAGAAGAAAUCUGCAACAAACGGCCCUUAAAUCCUGUCUCGUGAUGUCAUAUCCUGAUACGAUGAAUCACUUGACUGAUUUUAUGCAUAAUACCCUGGAUCCUAUGACAAAGGUUAAUUAUAUCUGGGUACACCAUUUAAUGAACCGCAUAAACGCAACGAUAACGUUCAACGUUGUGUAUAAGAACUGGGGACGUAAAACUAAAAAUGGAUCUUGGGACGGGAUGGUUGGGAUGCUGCAGCGACGCGAGAUCGACAUUGGCGGCACUGCUAUGUUUAUCCUGGAUGAGCGUAUUCCUAUAGUGGAAUACAUUCAUCUGUAUACACGCACUAAAUUGUGUUUCAUUUUUCGACGGCCCUUAUUGUCGACCAUGAAAAAUAUCUUCAUCAUGCCCUUUCAACAAAGUGUCUGGAUAGCAAUCGCCGCAUUUCUUGUUCUUGUCUUCUGCCUAUUACACUUAUCUAUAAAAUGGGAACAUUACCGAGGCGCUUCGAAAACAUCGGCAGCUUACUGGAAUCAAUUGAAUAACAGUAAACCAACAGUUACCGAUAACCUGUUCAUCGUUUUAGGAGCAGUUUCACAACAAGGUUAUUCGUAUGAGCCAUAUAGAGUCCCAUCCCGAAUCAUCACUCUUAUGUUACUGCUGACCUCACUGAACCUUUAUGCGGCUUACACGGCGAAUAUUGUGGCUCUUUUGCAGACUCCAACAGAUUCGAUUAAAACCCUCUCCGAUCUCUUACAUAGUCCGUUAACUCUCGGAUCAUACGAUUUACCGGUAAACCGAUAUUAUUUUAAGAAUACGAAUUUACAAGAUCCCGUCAGAACAGCGAUUCUGCAGAAAGUUGAUAGCAAAUCGAACUGGAUAAGCCUGGAAGAAGGUGUACGCCGCAUACAAACCGAGUCUUUCGCGUUUCAUGGUACACGAAGCCCGAUAUACACAAUCGUACAGCAAACCUACCAAGAAAACGAGAAAUGUGGCUUAACUGAGAUGGAUUAUUUGAGUCAAAUAUACCCACUUCUUGCAGUACAAAAGCAAUCGCCUUACUUGGAGUUGAUAAAAAAUGGAGCUUUGAAAUUGUGGGAAAACGGGCUCAUGUUUCGCGAUGAGUAUCGCUUGUACGUAAACAAGCCGACGUGCUCGAGUCAGACUGGCUUCAUCACCAUCGGCUUCACGGAGUGCUACUUUGCGAUAGUCGCAAUGGGCUACGGAACGCUACUUAGUGUAGUCGUGUUUAUACUGGAGUUGCUGUGGCACAAAAUACGAAGUAGGAGUAUAAAAGAACAGACAGUUCUAGAAGAAACUGCGACGGAAGGAGCGAACCUUAGUACCCUCAAAUACAUUGAUUAGAUUAUUGUGAAGCAGCACAUCUUAUAACAAGAAGCACAGUUAUGUCACGUAUUAUGUAACAUUAUAAAAACUUCCCCCCCCCUCUCUCUCUCUCUCUCUCUCUCUCUCUCUCUCUCUCUCUCUCUCUCUCUCUCCCUCUUUCUCUCUCUCUCUCAAAAAUGUUAUUAAUGUAUGUAACAUGUAAAGAUCAUAAUACUAAUUUAAUAAAUUUGGUCGUUAGAGUAUUAUUUAUUAUUUGAUUGUAUGCAAACGAGAUACAAAACUCAACUAAACUGAUAUAAUAAGAUAAAAUUCAAAUAAAGGGAGAGUGCCGCACGUGUAUUUCAAUAAAUUUAUCUUGAGUCGCGAAUUCAGUCGCCAUUAUAUCAAUGCUUAGAAACGCUUGUUCAUUUUAUCUUCAAAACGUGCGUACUGUUUAAUCUUGCCAAUUUGUAAGUUUAUGAGGGUUUACAUCAAAAUAUUUGCAUAUGAUAUCGUUUAUGGAGCCUAGAAUACUGUGACGUCAUAGCACAGCAAUUUAUACAUACAAAUACGAUCACGAUAUUGGAGUCUGAUUGCGUUCUCGAACAGAAUAGUGGCACUCAGGUUCUCUUUUGAUAAAAUAAAGACAUUACCGAGGUGUUCUCCGUACGCUGUACAGAGAAAGUCUUUCGUGACCAUACAUCUUACAAAAUAUUU